AUGGCAAUGGUGACCUCUGUUUCAGGCCAAGUUUCUGUGAAAGUCUUACACCAGGAUGGCUCAAUCAGCAACUCCCUUAUUGUGGAUCAAGCACUGUCUGACUGGCCCUUUUUGAAAGCUCCAGAGGGAUGUGCACCUCCCAAUACUCACAUACGGAGGGGUUUACUUGCAGACUGGGGAUUUGUAGCUGUAUUUGAAGAUACUGAAGAGUUAGCGGAGCAUUCAGACGACUCAAAGAAACGUACAGAUAACGUGUCUGAAGAUUCAGACCAGAAUGACCACUAUUUUGGAUUCAAAUCUGGUGGGGUCCAGAAGCUGCAAGAGUUGGUGAAGUCCAUGCUAUCCACCUUCAACCACGAGGAAGAAAUAAUCCGCUCUGACCAGAAGGGUACUCUUGAUGAGGUUAUACAACAGUUGAGUAAGGAGGGCUGGCAGGUUGGUAAUGGAAAUCAUGUUCUUGAGUGUACACCGUAUGAGAUGAAAGAUGCAGAUGCUAAAGAAAAAGACAACAUCAAGGAAUGGCUAAAUCCCGAUUUCACUUCAAUGUUUACCCGCUCUGACGCUGCUUUCCACAAGUAUCAGACCUUUGGCAGAGUCGAUGGUCUCAGCUUGUUUCUUGAAAAUAAUAGAUUUGUAGAGGCGGGUCCGCCACCAUUCUUUGUACUGUUGCAUGCCUCCCAUGACAAUGUUUUUGAUAUCCUCGGGGAAGCUCUAGAGGAAAUUCAAUGCAAUGAAAAGUGGAAGCAGAUCAUCAGGCAUUCAUUGUUCCUCAUUCUCCAACCCAACAAAAUGCUUGUCAACCGUAAUACUCCUCACCCAUGCCCAGCAUCAUGUGGCAGAGCUUUUACCAGCACCCGUGCCCUCAAUACGCACCUUGGCUCUGCAAGAAGCUGUGCUUGGUACUGCAAGGGUAAAUUGAGAGAGGUCCUAACCCAGCAGGAUGGCAACUUGGAGAGGCAAGGAUUGCUAGUGGAAGAAAAUUUAGAUAAUCCCUAUGGCCCUCCACAUCCAUUCCAGGAGGAAUCCAUUGGAGAUACUGUGGAAGAUAUUGAAGAAGAUCUAUUUGCAUUCAUCCUACUCAAGCAACCUGAAUAG
Molecule: messenger RNA, 1095 nt
Organism: Serpula lacrymans var. lacrymans S7.9
Lineage: Eukaryota; Fungi; Basidiomycota; Agaricomycetes; Boletales; Serpulaceae
Exons: 5
Coding region: 1-1095 (364 amino acids)
Source: RefSeq, a predicted model, not a curated record